AGCAACCACUGUGCACGAGAGCUGUCAAAAAAAAAUUCACAACAAAAUCAAUGUUUGUUACUUUUCGCUGCAAAUUCACAAUUUUCUCUGCCGUGCUGAAUCAAUCCAUUCCUCAACAAUGAAAGUUACAAAGGAGAAUCUUUCCGACAUCAGGGAAGAGUACGAAAAGGCGCAUCGGUACAUCGAUGAGGAAAGUAAAAAUGAUCCCCCAACGGAACCGUUCCGAUCGCAUUACAUCGCCCGUGACAUCCUAAACAGUGCGCUGCGAAAGGUGAAAACCCUAUCCGAGGCGCUCGACGCGGAAAGUGAUGUGGCCACAACCGUACGUUGCAUUCAUGCCAACAUCCUGAAGGAUAUUGCCAAGAUCACCAUCUUCGUGGAGGAACCACGCGGUGAGGUGCUGCUGAAGGAGGCGCUCGAACUGAUCGAAAACGAGCACGAAAAGGAACCGGCUAUAAAUGUGCGCAUCGAAAUACUCAACCAACUCGGCAUAAUGGCAUGCAAUCAGUCGAACUUUGCCGAAUCGAAACAGUAUCUCGAGCAGGCUAAGGAUGUAUAUUUUGAAACGAAAGAGCUGGAACGUGAACCGCUCACGAUGGCCGAUUUGUUCGGCACGAAGGAGGAAGUGGAGAAAGGAAAAGGUUUGAAGCUGCUUGAAUCGAAUCACACACUAACGCUGUACUAUUUGGCGCAAGUGUUUGGCUUUCUGGAUAACUUGACCGACUCGGCACAGUACUGCCACAUGACACUACAGCGCCAGCUAGAGUACAACGAGUAUGAGCACGUCGACUGGGCACUGAAUGCGGUCACACUGUCCCAGUUUUACUUUCCACAAAAUCAUCUCUCCCAAGCAAGGCAUCUACUGGCCGCCAGCACGUUCAUGCUGAAUCGCUACGAAACGGAGGUGGUGGAAAAGAUAGCGAAUCCAACGGAACGGGCAGAAAAGGAGGAAACGCUUCGCUACCGCAUGGCGGACGUUGGACGCUGUUGGGCAAAGUACGGACUGCACAUUCUUGCCACCUCGAAGGAGCGUCUAAGCGCGGACGAUGAACCGAAUGAGGAUGGCACAAGCAAGCCACUGCUAACGCCGGUAAAAAAGGUGAACCGAUUCCGUGGGCUCGAUCUGGCCGCAUACGAAGGCCAGGUAACGGAUGAGUUCUGUCUGACUUUUGACGAUGCGAAGCUCGUGAUGCUAAACUCUCUUUCGUGGCUUAACAAAGCGAAAGAAUACUACACGAAGGAAACGGAAGCUUCACAGUACGCGAAAAUCUUGCAGGACGUUGCCUCGCUGUACAAGUUUUUGGCAUUCUUCGAGGAGGAUGAUGGCAAUCAGUGCAAGCUGUACAAACGCGGUGCGGAUCAGCUGGAAGAGAUUGUUGAAAUAUUGAACGCAACUUACUACCAAACGAUUUGCAGGGAAGCAUGGUACGAACUGGGACUGACCUACUCCAACAUGCUGAACGUGAAGCUGGGCCAGCUGGACGAUAUGCAAUCGAAGGAUCACCCUACACCGCACGCGCUGAACAAAAUUAACCAUCUGUGCGAGAAGAGCAUAAGAAACUUUAAAAAGUUCAUUGAAUCGUACAAAAUCGACAUGGAAACGCUCGAACUGCCGGACAACAUUGGCGAAGAUGAGAUGCAACCAAUUCUAUACGCUUACUUUCACAUCGGCCGGCUGUACUACCGUACAAUCACACCGGACAAGCGGUUGAAGCUGAAAAACACCGAAAACAGUCUGUUCUACUACAAUCGCUUUGUUGAGUGCUGCCGGGACGAACGGAUGAGGGUACUGUUUGUUCAGGAGCUGGGUGUUUGCAAGGAAAUUAUAACGUUGCUACCACUAAAGAUUGAAAAACUAAAGACGGAAAUUACGGAAGGAUAAAUGGGAAGAAGUCGAUUUAACUUAUUCAUCUAUUCCUGGCUAGUCUGGAGCUUUCCAUAUUGUGAUUAAGGCUGAUGUGUUUCUUUAGAAAAGAAUAGCGUACUAAAACUGACAACAUAUUAACGACGUAUUGUAAGGGUAUUGCGUGACAAGCGUUAAAUUAUUAUACAGACACAAAAUGAUAUUUAGCCAUUUAGGUAUUGCCGCGGUAGGAGGCAACUCUAGAAUCUGUUUUAUCCCCUUUUUUGGCAAUCUCUCCGAUUGACCUUAAUUGAGCUGUCGCUAGAGAAUGGCAAGCAAGAUACACUGCAAUUGAAUAAACGUACUACAGUUAGCCAUCAUCAAUUAUCACGCGGUUGCAGCAGCAUUUCUUCGUUUUUUUGUUUGGAGAUCAGCUGGAAUUUAGUAACUUAUUUAUAGAACACUUGUUUGCAGUGAGAGAUCGGCUCUCUGUGCCAUACUCGCUCUUACAUCAUCAUCUCCGGCAGCACCGUAUAUUGUCCGCUGCCCGCGAAACGCCCGGAGGACGGUUUAGCACGUGAUACGCAAGCGCGCACAUGGCGUUAAUUCCGCCGUAAUGCACAUCCGAGCCAUCCGAGUGGGGUUGUUUUCACGAUUAUCCUGCUGUUUUUUGGGGGAGGAUUUUCUGUUUGUUUGUUUGUUAUUGCUGCUGCUAACGCGAGAGACUAACGCAAUCGGGCCAAUGUUGAUGGUGGACGGCGGGUACCCAAGUACCCGUAGUUGGAACCUUGACCUCUCUCACUUUCUUGUGCGCCUUACGGAGCGCGUACUCGGAACGCGUAAUUGCCCCAGUUCUAAGGGCACACGUUCGCUCUCGCGCUCACUCGCUCGUAUCUUGCGUUCGCCUAGUCUUGUACCUAGUCGAGGGCCCCCGUCCAGUUCUCAGCGCGGUUUGUAUCGUUUGUUCUUAACGCUCGACGCUCGGUUUCGGUGCUCUCUGUUUGUUGGAUCGCUUGGUCGCGUUUUCUAUCGCGUCAGUCUGUCGGACGUAUUCAACAAGAAAAACAUCAUCGCAACGUUUUUGGGAAAGUUUUGCGUUUUUCCGCACCUUUUCAUUGCUAGUUUCUAUCGGAAAGUGAACAAAAAAGCUUGGAUCUAUCUGCUGCACACGGGCCAAUUAUCGAGUCUUAUCGAAACGUGAUAGCGGACCGUCGCCUAGCGGCAUUCGUGUUCGGUUACAUAAGUGAGGUGGAAGUGGAAGAUUAGCGCCAUCAACAACAUAACACAACAUCGUCCUUUUUUGUGGGGAGUUUUGUGAGCAGUAACAUAACAGGGAAACCGGGAACUGCCAGUGUCCUUGCGUGCCUGUCAGCGGUGUUGAAGCUUACAUAAGCGAACGGCAAAAGGGACAUAAAGGACAUCGGAAGCUACCGGAGCGGCUAAUCAGCAUGACAUCGCCAAAAAUAUCCGCGGACAAAACCACCGACAGCAAUGCGGCCACACCGAAACAUCAGCAGGGAGGUGCCGGUGGUAAUGAUACGAGCACGGACACAUCACCAUCGUCGGUCGACGGUGCCGGGGGUGGUUCCGGUGUGCAGGCGGUCGUAUCCGCCACCGUACAGUCCAUCCGGGAGAGAGGAUUUUACGGUUGUUUCAGCUGGUUGAAGGUGUUCCGUUUUGCCAACCUUAUGAUCAAGCAGGGCUGUUAAGUUGUAGGCGGGAAAAAAUCCAACUACUGCUCCACGUGGUCUCUUCCCUCUAUUACGCCGCGUUCAAUUUUGGGAAAGAAGUGUAUUGUUUUCGUUCUCCUUUUCAACUGAUCACUGUGAGAUGGAGCUAGAGGGCCACAUUGCCAACUACCUUUUAGACACGAUUACUGCCCCGAACUAGACCGGAUGUGUUUUGCUAAAAACGGAACGCACCGAGCCACUUACACCCUUGCGCCAAACACGUGUCACGAGCCGGAGUGUUUCGUUUUGCGUUGCGCGUUUCGUGUUUGCGUACGGAACUAAUUUAAGUCAAUCAGGGCCGGCCCUCGGAACCAAUUAAGGGUUGCGCCGGUCACCGAGGAACGGCAAAACGCGCAAAAGGCACUAUCUACUAAUCAUUAUCAUUCGAAACAAAAACAAAAAAAAAAAACAUAUGAAACAUACCGUAAAAUAUGGCUGUGCGGUAUGAAUGCUAUCCGAUUGCGCCAUUAUCACCAUUAGAGGCUGGUUAACAAAAGAGAGAGAAGAAAAAAAACAACUAAAAUGCUGUGUAACCUAACCAAAUAGGGAAAAAAAGGAUAAAAAGAUGCUAUUAAUAUAUAAAAAAUAUCAUGCAAAAAGUAAUAUAAUAGUACAGAUAAAAGCACUGCAAGUGUUUAUAUAAAUUCCUUCGUAGUAAGAAAGCAAAACAAAAAAAAAAGAAAAACAAAAGGAAUGGAAAACAGAAACUCGCAACACUUUUAGUAUUCGGUGAAUGUUUCCCUUUAACAAAAAAAAAGCUGCAGCUAAUUAUAAAGCGCCAAUAUGACACCAUGUUUGAGAAUUUAAUACAUUGUUAUGACAACAACAACAAAAAGCAAUUCCUCCCUUUGAAAGAUCUUCUUAUCGAAAUAAAGCAAAACUAAAAUGCGUGUUUGAAAAAUAUUAAUAAAA
Molecule: messenger RNA, 4485 nt
Organism: Anopheles funestus (African malaria mosquito)
Lineage: Eukaryota; Metazoa; Arthropoda; Insecta; Diptera; Culicidae
Product: KIF-binding protein
Exons: 3
Coding region: 119-1882 (587 amino acids)
Source: RefSeq, a predicted model, not a curated record